Mugil cephalus (flathead mullet) is the source of this 1276-nucleotide messenger RNA. RefSeq names its product collagen triple helix repeat-containing protein 1-like. NCBI's taxonomy places the organism in Eukaryota, Metazoa, Chordata, Actinopteri, Mugiliformes, Mugilidae. The record is from RefSeq and is a predicted model, not a curated record. Bases 149 to 922 code for a protein of 257 amino acids. The transcript has 5 exons.
CAGCGUGUCUCUGAGAGUUGACUGGCUGCUUCCUCUCUCGUCCUGCCCUCCCCCGGACUAAAAAAAAAAAAAAAAAAAAAAAAGUGGCAGGAGUUGGAGUCGCCUUGGAUCUCCCAGACAGAGCGCACACUGGUCCGCUGUCUAUUGUAUGAUGUCUCCUCUUCUUGUCCGCCUGCUGCCGCUGCUUCUCUGCCUGGCUCUGCCUCUUUAUGGCUCCGAAAAGGUGAGAAGUAGAGGAUACCGAAAGGAUCCUGACGCUGACAAGUGCACUGGAAAUGAUGCAGAAAAACUCAACUGCACUAGACACUCUGGAGAAGGAAGAGCUACUUACUUGAACAACAUGUAUGGCAGCUGCUUGCAAGGCCCAGCAGGCACCCCUGGCAGAGACGGUAACCCCGGGGCAAACGGGAUUCCUGGGACUCCGGGUAUCCCGGGGCGCGACGGGCUCAAAGGUGAGAAAGGAGAAUGCGUUAGUGAGGUUUUCGAGGAGCCCUGGAGGCCCAACUACAAGCAGUGUGCCUGGAACUCUCUGAAUUAUGGGAUCGACCUUGGCAAAGUAGCUGACUGCACGUUCACCAAGAUGCGCUCAGACAGCUCCCUCAGAGUCCUCUUCAGCGGUUCCCUUCGGCUCAAGUGUAAGAACGCGUGCUGCCAGAGGUGGUACUUCACCUUUAAUGGAGCGGAGUGCACCGGGCCGCUGCCGAUAGAGUCCAUCAUCUACUUAGACCAAGGAAGUCCUGAACUCAACUCAACCAUCAACAUCCACAGGACAUCCUCAGUCGAAGGGCUCUGUGAGGGCGUCAAGGCCGGGUUGGUGGAUGUGGCGGUUUGGGUGGGGACCUGUGCUGACUACCCGAGGGGUGACGCGUCUACGGGGUGGAAUUCUGUGUCCAGGAUCAUCAUUGAGGAGCUGCCUAAAUGAGAAGGGAAAAAAAAGAGUUACAUGGAAGGGAGGAACCAGUUUUGGUAGCGUAACAGUGUUAUUUGGCCCUCCAAAAUGAUCAGGUAUGAUCCUCUGAGGCGUCCCGGCAUCACUGAUGGUAACUUGAAUGUUUUUUUUUUAUAUAUAUAGAUGUUUUUAGUUUAAUGACAGGCGUAUAAACAAGGAUUCUGUGUCAUUCUACAAGAAAUAAACCCUGUACUGUAGUUUUCUUUUUCUGCGCGUGGGUGCUGUUUGAAUACAGUAGCCAUUUAACAGACGAUGUGUAAUGUACUCAUGUCACCUGUUUUUAUUCAUUAUUACUGUUAAUAAAGUCCUUUUUUUUUUUUUAAAGAA